Spea bombifrons (plains spadefoot toad) is the source of this 2384-nucleotide messenger RNA. It is a transcript of the gene TMEM39A, whose product is annotated as transmembrane protein 39A. The record is from RefSeq and is a predicted model, not a curated record. The transcript has 9 exons. Gene Ontology annotation, cellular component: endoplasmic reticulum membrane. Bases 423 to 1880 code for a protein of 485 amino acids. Lineage: Eukaryota; Metazoa; Chordata; Amphibia; Anura; Pelobatidae. Gene Ontology annotation, biological process: negative regulation of autophagosome maturation; negative regulation of autophagosome assembly.
GCUCGCUCUGCCACGUCUCUCCAGGGCUACCGAGGAGUGUGAGAGGAAGAGAAGGGGGCACGGAACUGGGAGGCAAGAGGGAAUUUGUUGCCGAGGCGUUAGUCCGAUUCUCCCCCCGCACCUUGCACUGCAGCCAGGGCCUCUCCACCCCUGCAGGCUGCAUGGGACCAACAUGCACCAGCCCCUGCAGCACUCACCUUCCCUGCCUCCGUGCUAACCUGGCACUCCCCUGCACUCCAGCGAGCCCACACACAUACCGUGCCCUGUAUCCCGGGCUUGGCACGGCAGAGGGGCCCUCAUCUGAUGCCUGAGCAGCCGAAGCCCCGUCUGCCUUUACAUGUAGCGGAGGAAGAUCGCGAGCCGUAUUCAAGGCCCCCGAGCGGAGCCCACUGGUGGAGCGGCACGCCGACUGGCACCUUGUCAUGCCCGGUGGAAGAAGGGGUCCCAGCCGGCAGCAACUGAGCCGCUCCGCUUUGCCUUCCCUGCAGACCCUGGUUGGCGGUACUUGUGGAAAUGGCACGGGGUUGAGAAACAGGAACGGUAGCGCCGUCGGCCUGUCGGCCCCUCCGAUCACUGCCUUGAUCACCCCCGAGCCGGUGCGUCACUGCCGCGUCCCCGACCUGCCGCUGGACGGGAGCCUGCUCUUCGAGUUCCUCUUCUUCGUCUACCUGCUGGUGGCGCUGUUCAUCCAGUACAUCAAUAUCUACAAGACGGUGUGGUGGUUCCCGUACAAUCACCCCGCUUCCUGCACCUCGCUGAAUUUCCAUCUCAUCGAUUACCACCUGGCCGCCUUUAUCACCGUGAUGCUGGCCCGGCGGCUGGUCUGGGCCCUUAUCUCCGAGGCUUCUCAGGUAGGAUCGGCAUCCAUGGUGUGUUACACGGCGCAUGUCGCGGCGCGCCUGGUGCUGCUCACGCUGUGCGGCUGGGUCUUCUGCUGGACUCUGGUUAACCUGUUCCGGAACCACUCGGUUCUGAACCUCCUCUUCCUGGGAUACCCCUUCGGUGUCUACGUCCCGCUUUGCUGUUUUCACCAAGAUAACCGCUCUCAGCCGCUGCCGACGGACUGCGGAUACUUCGUGCAGGACUCCUUAGUGGAGGACGGCGCCAAUGGCCUCGUCCGGCCCAAAGACUUCUUCUCUCUAGUGCGGGAAUCCCUGAAAGACCAGUUCAAUAACCCCCCGUCGAUCCCAUCCCACAGCUGCCCGCUGUCCCCCGACCUGAUCCGGAACGAGGUGGAGUGUCUGCGCGCCGACUUCAACCGCCGGAUAAAGGAAGUCCUCUUCAACUCCCUCUUCAGUGCCUACUACGUGGCGUUCCUGCCGCUCUGCUUCGUGAAAAGCACCCAGUAUUACGAUAUGCGCUGGUCGUGUGAGCACCUCAUCAUGGUGUGGAUCAAUGCCUUUGUCAUGCUGACCACGCAGCUCCUACCACCCAAGUAUUGCGACUUAUUACACAGGUCGGCUUCUCACCUUGGAAGGUGGCAGAAGUUGGAACACGGGUCGUACAGCAACGCGCCGCAGCAUAUUUGGUCGGAACACACGGUAUGGCCGCAGGGGGUCCUGGUACGACACAGUCGCAGUUUAUACAAAGCCGUCGGGGCGUAUAACGUAGCAGUGCCUUCAGAUGUGUCUCACGCCAGGUUUUAUUUUCUGUUCCACCGGCCGUUACGGUUGCUGAACCUGCUCCUCUUCAUGGAGGGCAGCCUGGUGCUGUAUCAGCUUUACUCCCUGCUCCGGGCCGAGAAGUGGAACCACACGCUGUCCAUGGCCCUCGUCCUGUUCUGCAACUACUACGUCUUGUUUAAGCUCCUGCGGGACAGAAUAGUAUUGGGGAGAGCCUACUCGUACCCCCUCAACAGCUACGGACUCAAGCCCCACUGAUCGCCCCCCACCCCCGCCGUUCAGGAAAAGAAUGACAAAAAUCGGAGGAGGAGAUGUCAAUCGGGGGAAAAUAUUUUCAUACAGUUCUAUUUUUUUUUCUUGCAAUGUUUAUAAAUAUUUAAGAUAUUUUAUAUUUUGUAUACUAUUGUGUUGUGUUCACUAGGCAGGAGGGGGCUUCUGGGGCCACAAUGUCUAUUAUUUUAUAUAAAAAAAACAACAAAAAAAGGUAUUUGGUACAAAGGUAUGCGACUUCUGUGUGCGCGCGAGCGGAAUGCACGUGAAGUUGUGUGCAUGUAUGUGUAUGUAGUUUAUACACGCACAUACGCAUGCACCACAGCCCCUCCCCGAAUCAUCCAAAAUAACAGGCCAAAAGACGUCCGCUGGUGGCCGCCCCCUCCCCCAGUGUUCGGCGGAUUUCAGUGCCACUCGCCUGUGUUAAAUAAAUCGCAGAGCUUGAAAGUAUUGAAAAAAGAACAAUAAAAAAAAAUAUGCCAUUUUCAUAAA